AGGAGUUGGCUCAACCAAUUCCUCCUCGCAGCGCCAGUGUGCCCAGCAGGUGCUGCGACCCCAGCUGGCCCGCGGUAUGGCGCGCGCCCAGCCAGCACCGCCCCAGACACUGGCACAGGACUUCGCCGGCAACGCCUGCGAACCCAUCAAGCCAGACACGAGCAUGGCCAAGCUCGGAGACCUCAGCAAGUUCGGCAGCCUCGGCGAGAGCGUCGCCUCGAGCGCGGCCACCACCUGCGACUGGCCCGGCGGCGGGACCGACGGGCGGAGGCAGGUCUCCCAGGCGGCGUGCUCGGACGCCUCCUCGUGGGAGGAGCUGGGGGUGGAGCUGACGAGAGACGAGAUCCUGUCGGCUGUCCGGAGCGUGGUCAAGAACAGCGUGCACGCAGCCUCCGUGAUGGACCCCACGGACCCCGACCAGCGCCUGCUGGCGGUGUCGGAGCCGCUGCAGGAGCUCACGGGGUUCCACGAGUCGGAGCUGCUGCAGGCGUCCGCCCGGCUCCUGACCGCGGGCUGCGAGGACGAGAUAGACCCCGGAGUGCAGGCCGCCAUGAGGAACGCGCACCUGACUGGAAGCCCGCUCCUCGCCCAGGCCGUGAACCGGAACAAGCAGGGCUGGCUCUUCUGGAACACCAUGUACAUCCGCGGCCUGAUCGUCGCCGUCGACCCGGUCUCCGAAGAGCCGCUGUGGCUCGUGUUGACGACCUACUCCGGCUCGGAAGGGCCCUCCGACGAGGACGAGGAGGACUCAGGGCCUCCCGCGACGCCCUGCGCCGGCUGUGGGGCGCCGGCGAGGACCUCCGCGCCGAGGUCCAGAGCGCGCUUGCCCGGCUGCCGCCCGGCGGAGCCUGCCGCCCGGCCGGGCCCGAGGCGGAGGCUCCGCCGGGCUGCCGCGGCGGCGCCGCCGAGGACUGCUGCGGCCUGGGCAGCGGCCAGUGCAUCGCCCUCCAGUGGCCGCGCUGGUGCUGAGCGUGCCACGCCGCUCUGCAUCGUCGGCGAGAUCGCCCCGUCUGCCGCCCGGCCGAGUCCGAGGCGGACGCUCCGCGGCGACUCCGCCGAGGACUGCUGCGGCCUGGGCAGCGGCCAGUGCAUUUCAGGGCCGCUGAGACCAUGGCACUACACGCCAGGACUUUGAACAGCUGGGGAGAGCGAAGAGUGGAGGAUGCUUCGACCAUCGGGGGCAGUUCUAUCGGGCGCGCCAGUGUAUUGGUUUAUCCAGAAGUGCCCGCUCAAGGGUUCCUGAGCAUCGCCCUUGAUUGGCCUCGCUGGUGCUCAGCAUGGCGUGCCUGGCUGCUUCACUCGCAUAGGAGCGAGAGCGUGUGCGCGGGCUGUGCAGCUGCUUGCUUGCCACCUCGUUUGGCGACGACGCAGCCGCAACAGCUCGGCAGCGUCUGUACUAGCCGUCUUCCAGCGUAUUGGUGGCAGAUGGCGCCAUGUACACGUUCCCUUGCGGUCUGCGCGGCUUGCAUCGUGAGUUCUCCAGCCUGCCGCUUUUGCAGCUGGGGAGUGGAGGGUUCCGCCGCACUUGCUCCCCAAGGGCUUGACGACUUGUAUGCCAUCGACUCCUCGUGGACAGCAGAAGUCGUUAAGCCCUGGACGAUUUACUCGGCCCUCUCUCUCUCUCACAGAGCCCAGCCUGUCGUGCCAAGGGGCAGGUCCGCGCGCUCCACUUGCGCCGCCCACCGAGAGCGCCACGAUCUCGAUAUGCUGUGGCCAGUCGGUGGUGGGAGGAUGCCAGACCCAGACCUCGCGUCGUGAAAAAAUCACGACGGAGGUUUUUCGCUAUUUUCGGCCUCCGGGGGCCCUUCCCGGGCCUCGGGACCGUCAAAAAACGACUCAGGACGAAAAACCGGUCCCGGGGAAAGGGUCCAGACCUCUGGGGGUCGACGUCGUGAAAAAAUCACGACGGCGGGGGUUUGGGGAGCUAGGCUUUGUCCAGGUGGCGCUGGUGUACUCCGCUCGAGCGGCUUUGGACUUCCUUCAGCGAUGAAGCUCUGGCGUUUUGGCUUGGCAUUCAGUCCAAUGGUGGGCCGUGGGAUUGGCAGGGGGGGCGCGCCGCUUCCCCUCGGCCGCGCGAGCCUGCGAAUCAUGAGACACUGGAGAUCACUGCGAGACUCGUGAGCAUCCUCAGCGUCUGGUCGGCCCGCCGGCCAGAACUCGUCGUCCCCCUCCCCUCUUCGGUGGGUGAGACACAGCCCCCGCCGAUGAUGCCGCCGAUGACGUUUCACCAAGCAUGCGUUCGACGCGGCGGCGACCCCAGCGCGGGCGCUCGAGGUUGAGCGCCGCUUGAGGCCCAGAUUCGAGCGACCUGCACGGUCGGAACGCCGCGGUUGUUCAAGGCUUGACGAGCCACGCGGCGUCACAAGUUGGCGCCGACGCCGUCGCGACACGAGCCUGCCCUGCGUCGGCACUCUGCCGAGGGGCCCUCGGGUGCUCUGCGGCCCGGCCAGCCGCCGCGGCUCUCUGGCCUCUUGAUCGCCCGCGCUCCCUCGGGAGAGCGCUUCGCUGGGAUCGAGGGAAGAAGCACGCCGACCAUGACCAAGAUAUCGCGGGAUCUUGCCGACGCCGACCUCGGUCAUCGUCUUUGCUUCUGUCUGUCGCCGCUCCGCGCGACUCUGGAGUUCUGCCCGGAUUCCCUCCGGCCAGGUUUUCCUCGGUGCCCCCUUCUCUGCUGUUACCGCACGACUGCAGCGGGCGGUACAUAGUUUCAAGUGGCCCAGGCUGGUCAAGCGCGGUCGCAAGGGUGGCGUCAAUUCUCCCAAAUCCGAGUCGUUCUAGAUUGCGGCCAGAUUUUGAGGACAUUCUGCAUUGCAAGCGAUAUAGCGCUGCCAGCCGCUACCGCCCACCGACCUUGGGUGCAGGCGAUUCUUCCUUCCCACAUCGCGAGCAGAUCAAGUGCACGCAGGUGUUCGAUGAUACCGCUUCACCGUAUAAGGGCACCAGAUCAGCAGUCUUCCUUCUCCGCCUCCUGUUUCUGUUGCUACUCAUCCAAUGAUCGGGGUUACGAUAAUGAUCCUAAGUCAUGGGGGGCGGGGGCAGAAUUACUUCCUUUGCUUCGACUGCUGGCUCGUGUCAUGCUGGCCAGAGUGCGUAUUGUGUGCCAUGGUUGUUCUUUUUUAGUGAAAUCCGUAAGCUUUAUAAACUCAGCUCGCUCCAGGUACUACGCUACCCAGUUGCGGGUCUUUUUCAAUAUGCUUGAUUUCAGGAGAGAUGCCUCCUGUUUCAAGACGGUCGUCGGCUGCGCCGGGAAAGCUCCCCCCGAGCCUUGUCUGGCUGUCGCGCGCUUAAUAGCCAGACAAUUCGAGCGCGCGCGGACGGUCUAUUUUUGAAUCGUGCGCAAGAACCGAUCAUAUGAGCGUGCAGACAAACAUGCACGGGCGUGGUUCAGGAAGGAAAAAAACACAGACAC
Prorocentrum cordatum is the source of this 3409-nucleotide messenger RNA. NCBI's taxonomy places the organism in Eukaryota, Dinophyceae, Prorocentrales, Prorocentraceae. The record is from the annotation of a GenBank genome assembly.